UAGCAAAUAAUUAAAAAAAAAAACCCUCUGAUUUCAACGGUUGACCCAAUUGCUCACGCUAGCUGCUUCUUCUUUCUCUGUAAAAUUCUUGGUUGUUAGGGUUUCUUUUUUCUUCACUGUUGCCUUUCUUGUAGAAAUUUUAAGCAAAGUCGAGCAACGUUAGACCCUUCUGCUGAUUCUUCUUCGCCUCAGUCAGUCCACCCAACUGUAAAUUUCUCUAUCGUUUAUUGUAUUUAUGCGUUUACUGUUAGUCGCUACCGUAUUUCAAAGGAGUUUACUUUGAAUUAUUCUUGGCUUUUGCUUUACUUCUGUUUCUUGCAAGAUUUGGUUUUACUCAAAGAUUUGGUUUUAAUUUAUAUUUUUUGGGUUUAAGUUAGUUUUGAAGUAGAUUCAAGUUUGAAUAUCUUGCUCUAGGGUUGUGAAUUUAUGAUCUUUUAGGUUUUUGGGGUAUUUAGUAUGGGCAACUUGAGGUUAUAGGAAAUGAGUUUUUAGGGUUUUUUAGUGGUUUGCUGAUAAGAUUUGAUUAGGGUUAUUAUUGGGGUGAUUUGGAAUAAGAGUUUGCAGUAUGGAUAAUUCGAAAAAUCGGCAGCAGAAUGAUCUUUUGGGUGUGAAUAAGAUUGGUAAGAAUAUAAGGAAGAGUCCGUUGCAUCAGCCGAAUUUUGUAAACAAUGCUAAUAGGCAACAACCUCAGCCUCAGGUUUACAAUAUUAGCAAGAACGAUUUUAGAAAUGUUGUUCAGCAACUAACGGGAUCUCCGUCCCAAGAGCCUUUGCCUUUGCCUCGACCUCCGCAGAAUCCGCCCAAGCCUCAAAGUAUGCGGUUGCAGAAGAUUAGACCGCCUCCUUUGACUCCCGUUAAUAGACCCCAUAUUCCUCCUCCAGCUCAACCUCCAGCUCCACUGCCUCCUCCAGCUCCUUUUAAUAAUCAUUUUGGUAGGCCUGGUCAAUUUGGACAACAGCCUCCACCGAUGAUGCCACCAAUGCCAUCUGGGGACACAGCUUGGGCGAAUACGGCUGAGUCUCCUAUCUCUGCCUAUAUGCGUUAUCUUCAGACUUCGAUAAUGGAGCCCAGUCCAAGGGGACUCCAAACUCAACCUUCAUUGCAACAACCGCAAGCCCAAGGUCCAGGAUAUUAUCAGCCUCAGCCGCCACCUUCUGGUUUACAUCCUAAUCCCCAUAUGCCUGCAUUACCGUCACCAAGAUAUAACGGCCCUGUUCCCCCUUUCCCUAAUCACCCUUCACCACAAAUGAAUGGCCCUGGCGGUUUACCCUCACCCACAUCACAAUUCCUUUUGCCGUCCCCGACAGCUUACAUGAACUUGCUGUCUCCACGGUCACCUUAUCCGUUAUUUUCCCCUGGGAUGCAGUUUCCUCCACCUUUGACGCCUAAUUUUUCGUUUUCCCCCAUGGCUCAAUCAGGAUUUUUAGGUUCAGGACCUCAACCUCCACCUUCACCAGGACUCGUUUUUCCAUUAUCACCUACAGGUUUCUUCCCUCUCUCAAGUCCAAGAUGGAUGGAUCAUCAGUCCAAGAGGUAGCGAUUUUCUCGGUGCCUGUGUAUGAUGAGGUGGUGGUAGCUCUGUUGUGGAUGCUUGUAUGCAAUUCACAGUAACUUCAUCUGGGAAACUUUUGUAAACUACCCGCGUACGAUAUCAUCUGAAAAAUUUGUGUUAUCUUAGGUCCAACAAGAAUGAUACCAUGGCCAAGAGAUGUAACAUGAAGAUACAAGUAGCACGAAAGAAAGUAGGGAUUACAGUUACAGACAUCAAAAGUUAGCUUGUAGAUUACGUCACACACGAAUUCUUGUGUACUUGUGCUAUUGUGGAUUAAAUCUUAAUAAGGUGAAGUUUCAACUCUUCUCGUUGGCCUUUGUUAGGAUCAGUGGCAUAUAAUGUGCAGUUGUAACCUUUUGUUGUAUGACCAUUUCAAAUUUUGAUCCCAAAUGGGGAACAUAGUUGCCUACACUAGAUGUGUAUACCAAAUGAUAUAUGUAUUAAUUUUUUAAUUCGAAAAAUACAAAGUUACGCGUUAUUUGUCUA
This is a messenger RNA of Mercurialis annua (annual mercury), 2038 nucleotides long. Its product is annotated as protein HAIKU1. Lineage: Eukaryota; Viridiplantae; Streptophyta; Magnoliopsida; Malpighiales; Euphorbiaceae. The record is from RefSeq and is a predicted model, not a curated record. The coding region runs from base 566 to 1537 and encodes 323 amino acids. The transcript is spliced from 2 exons.